Messenger RNA from Colletes gigas, 4032 nucleotides. RefSeq lists its product as uncharacterized. Gene Ontology annotation, biological process: DNA replication. Gene Ontology annotation, molecular function: nucleotide binding; DNA-directed DNA polymerase activity; DNA binding. Lineage: Eukaryota; Metazoa; Arthropoda; Insecta; Hymenoptera; Colletidae. The record is from RefSeq and is a predicted model, not a curated record. The transcript is spliced from 2 exons. Bases 307 to 3990 code for a protein of 1227 amino acids.
GCGAUUGCAUGUAACUUGGGCCUCCAAGGAUAAAAGUCUCGACACGUGUUGAAUGUAAUAUAAUAUCAUGGAAAGAAUUAUGCGAUAUCAGCAGAAACUGCAUAGAACCAUGUUGGCAUGCAAUGCAUUUGAGGGAAGGGGAGAGACACCGAAAGAGUUAGGCAGAGAUACCAAAUCGCUGUGCUGGUAUAAAAGCACGCUUUAAACUGCACAAGGCCUCAAAUAGUUACAACGUGUUGCAUUGAAAAAAAAGGAUAUUACAUUUACAUUUACAUUUACAUUCCAUUUACAUUCCAUUUUACAAUCAUGGAACAAUUCGCACAAGUAGAACGCCAAUUGUUGGACCAAUCCGAACGAUUGAUUUCGCAGGAAGAGUACCUCGCGUGGGAAGAACGGUGCAACGAGUGUAUCGAAUCUUUGGAAGAACACAGCCGCGUGAAACGCCCGCGAUUAUCGAUCGGUGUUCGACAAUCGUUGGUUGCUCGAAUCGCGCGACUCGAAGGAUUGAAACAUUUGGUGCGCAGACGUUUCGCGCGUCAAGGUGCCGGACAUUCGAGUACGGGACUUUUGUGGCGUGAAAUACACACUGCGUUCGAUACUCGCGUAUUAACAGGUGUCAUCCUAAAUUCGAAUUAUAUCGAACCGCGCAACUUCCUCCAGGAUGCAGAGACCAUUGUGCUGGAGCAUGUUCGGGACACCUUGAGGAAACAUCGAAACCUCAAAGUGAACACGGUGUUCAACGGCGAAUUUGUGGCAGGUGACAAGCAUGCUUGUAAAAGCAUCAACACCCAAAACUGUGAACUCUUCCACACAUCCGAUCUGCAGGAGUGGUACCAGCGAUGCGUCGUCGAAUCCACCCUGGCAUCGCUGGAAGAGUUCCAGGAACGCGACAGCGGAUGGGCAUUGGCGAGAAUCAUGAAUCUGACCGUCAAUGUCAAUAAGUAUAAUCCACUCCGCGCGGGGUGUCACUUCAAGUUGCCGCGAGAAAUCAUGCUGAAGAGGGCAACAAUAAGCAUACAAUCCUCGGACAACGCAUGUUUCGCGUGGGCAGUUGUCGCAGCUCUUCAUCCAGCAACAAAAUAUCCUGAACGUCCAGGUUCAUACCCGCAGUAUACGUCGAUCCUAAAUCUCCAGGGCAUUGAGUUCCCAAUGUCUCUGGGGUAUAUUGGGAAGUUUGAACGGCUGAACGACAUCUCCGUCAAUGUCUACAGCUUCGAGGAGAAGAUGAAGAAGGGGCCAACAGUCUUCCCGCUGCACCUCACCAGCCAGAAGAGGGAUAGACAUGUAAACUUGCUUUACACGCCGAAUCAAGAGCACGGCGAUGUAGGGCACUUUGCAUGCAUUAAGGACUUGUCCAGGCUGGUGGGCAUGCAGCUGAGCAGGCACAAAGCCAAGAAAUUCAUCUGCGAUCGAUGCAUGCACUACUUCGGAUCUACCGAGAAGUUGGAGGUGCAUUCGCUGGACUGCGGGCAGAUAAACAACUGCGCCAUUCUGCUGCCCAGCGAAGGCGACAAUCUGCUCAAUUUCAGCAACCACGAUAGGAAGGAGCGGCUCCCUUUCGUGGUAUAUGCAGAUCUGGAGUGCAUCAUCGCAAAAACGUUGGACAACCAAGCGGGUGAUAAUAAAUUACAUACAUAUCAACACCACAAUGUACACAGCAUUGCAUAUUAUAUGCAUUGUUCAUAUGAUACAUCACUGUCGAUGUAUCGAUGUCGCCGCGACACAGAUUGUGUUUCAUGGUUCGUCGACGAACUUAAAAAUUUUGCAAACUUUGCCAAACCUAUUCUUACCAGUAAUGUUCCCAUGCUGGAUUUAACUCCCGAACAGUUGACGACAUUUCGCAAUGCAGCACAUUGUCAUAUUUGCGAAGAACCAUUCAAGGCUAGCGAUGUACGAGUUCGCGAUCAUUGCCAUCUGUCCGGACGGUUCAGAGGCCCAGCACAUUCGGAGUGCAAUUUAAAUUAUAAAAAUGUGUUUUACAUCCCCAUAGUUUUCCAUAAUUUAUCCGGCUAUGAUUCGCAUUUCAUUAUCGAGGAAAUAGCUACCGCUUUCGAAGGUCACAUUGAUGUAUUACCUAUAACUAAAGAAAAAUAUAUUUCUUUCACAAAACAUGUUGAAGAUACGGAUGAAUCAGACUCGCAAAAUUAUAUUAAAUUACGAUUCAUCGAUUCAUACAAAUUUCUAAAUACCAGUCUCGACAAAUUAGCAUCUUUUCUUAACACAGAUCAAUUAAAAAUUUUGCGAUCCCAAUUUGGAACAUUAUCCACUGAAGAUUUCAAUUUAUUGACGCGAAAGGGUGUCUUUCCAUAUGAAUACCUUGAUUGCGCGAACAAGCUGCAGGAUCCAUGCUUACCACCGCGCGAGUCAUUCUACAGUUCGUUAACGGGCGAGACUGUAUCAGAGACCGAUUACGCACACGCCGAGACAGUCUGGCAGCGUUUCGAGAUUAGAACCUUGGGCGAAUACAGCGAUUUGUAUUUGAAAACUGAUGUCUUGUUAUUGGCAGAUAUUUUUGAAAAUUUUCGCGAAAGUUGUAUCAAGAGCUACGGAUUAGAUUCAGCGCAUUACUAUACUCUACCUGGUUUCACAUGGGAUGCAAUGCUAAAACAUACCAAAAUUACAUUCGAAUUGCUCACAGACAUCGAUAUGGUCAUGUUUAUCGAACGCGGUAUACGCGGGGGCUUAAGUCAAUGUUCCGGAAGAUACGCACAUGCCAAUAACAAGUACAUGUCAUCUUACGACGCAUCGGAAGAGUCAUCGUACUUGAUGUACUUUGACGUGAACAAUUUGUAUGGAUGGGCAAUGUGUCAGCCUCUACCAUACGCUAAAUUUCAAUGGGUCGAAGAUGUUGUAAAUUUUGACGUAUCUUCAAUCGGCGUCGAUUCGCCCACGGGAUACAUUCUCGAGGUAGAUCUGGAAUAUCCGCAACGUCUGCACGAUGCUCAUGCAGAUCUGCCGUUCUGUCCGACGCGUGCCAAACCACCUGGCAGCAGGCAGGACAAGUUACUCGCGACGGUAUACGAUAAGCAGCGUUACAUAAUCCAUUAUCGCAACCUGCAGCAGUGCACGCGUCACGGUCUUCGUAUUACAAAGAUACACCGCGUGCUUCAAUUCGCUCAAUCUCCCUGGCUUCGCGAUUACAUCGAACUCAACACACGAUUUAGAACAAGCGCGACAAACGACUUUGAAAAGAAUUUGUACAAAUUGAUGAACAACGCAGUAUUCGGUAAAACUAUGGAAAAUGUACGAAACCAUGUGGAUGUAAAACUUGUGACACAUUGGGAAGGGCGAUAUGGCGCGGAGGCAAUGAUCGCGAAACCGAAUUUCCACAGCAGAAGUGUUUUUUCGGAAAAUUUAGUAGCUGUUGAAUUGCGAAAACUCGAGGUGAAAUUCAACAAACCGAUAUACGUGGGUAUGUGCAUUCUGGACAUAUCAAAACUUUGUUUGUAUGAAUUUCACCACGAGUACAUGUCUCCUAAACACGGGCAAAAUUGUAAAAUUCUAUACACCGACACUGACAGUCUUAUUUAUCACAUUCGGUGCGACGAUAUCUACGAGUCUAUGAAGCACAAUAUCGAUAGAUUCGACACAAGCGAUUAUCCUACCGACAAUCCAUAUAAUAUGCCACGCGUAAAUAAGAAGGUUCCGGGGCUGAUGAAGGAUGAAAAUAACGGUGCGAUAAUGACUGAAUUCAUAGGUCUUAGAGCGAAAAUGUAUGCACUUCGCGUAGACGGCAAAAAAGAUACGAAGAAGGCGAAAGGCGUCAAGACCAACGUCAUAGCCAGAACGAUAACUUUCGUCGACUACGCGCAGUGUUUGCGCAAAGAGAUCGAAAUGGUUCGCAGACAAUCAUGCAUACGGUCUAAAUUGCACAAAGUGUACACCAUUUCGGAAUCCAAAAUCGCUCUAAGUCCGUAUGACGACAAGCGAUAUAUCGUACCCGAUUCGACCGACACUCUGCCCUGGGGACAUUAUAAUAUACCGUUGUAAAAUAGAAAUUAUUAUUAUUGUAUUUAUUAUAAAUAGUGGAAU